This is a messenger RNA of Scomber scombrus (Atlantic mackerel), 3991 nucleotides long. Its product is annotated as nectin-3-like protein. The transcript is spliced from 8 exons. Bases 34 to 1218 code for a protein of 394 amino acids. NCBI's taxonomy places the organism in Eukaryota, Metazoa, Chordata, Actinopteri, Scombriformes, Scombridae. The record is from RefSeq and is a predicted model, not a curated record. Gene Ontology annotation, biological process: heterophilic cell-cell adhesion; homophilic cell-cell adhesion. Gene Ontology annotation, cellular component: adherens junction.
ACGAAUGAGCUGUGCCUAGAAAGAGGUGGAUGGAUGGAGACACAGUUUUUGUUCCCGUCCUCCUCCGGGACUUACUGCAGGUCAUCAACACGGUGUGUCUUUAGAAGUUACAACCUGCUGGCUGUGAUGUAUGUAGGCCUAAUUAUCCUGAUCAUCAGAGAAACAGCAGGUGUCCAGGUGACUGGAGGAAACAUAACUGUGGUGCAAGGAGGGACCAUCAUCUUACCUUGCAAACUCACUGACACAGUAGAGAGCCUGACACAGAUUUCCUGGCAGAGGAGGACAAGAGAAAAACCACAAAAUAAUAACUUUUUUAUAAUUCCUGCCAAAAAUGGCCCACGGUUUGUUGAUGGACAAGAUAAUCGAUUUCAAUUUGUUGGGAGUGUUUCUGACUUCAAUGGAUCUCUCCAAAUAUCCAGGGUCACACUCAUGGAUGAAGGUGUCUACACGUGCAUCUUUACUUUGUUUCCCAGUGGAAAUUACAAGGCAGAGAUAACUCUGAACCUGCUUGUGCCUCCCGUCACAAGCUUGAAGGAUAAUUGUCCUGUCUUGGGUAAUGUGGAGGCUUCCCUCGUUACCUGCACAGCUGCAGGGUACCGGCCUUCUGCAGAGGUGAUGUGGCAAACUGGUACCCUGAAAGAAAAGGUGAGGACUGCAACCAAUUCCACCCAGCAUGCCAACGGUACGACCACCACAGACAGCUCGCUGUUUGGAGUACCCACCAGAGAAAUCAGCCAGCAUCAGGUCCAGUGUGUCAUCACCAGUGUAGCCCUGCAGAAAGAGGAGACUCUGCCCUUCACCAUACAGGUUUACUUCUCACCGAGAGAAGUGACUAUCAGCCACAAAUCCGAUGACUCAUUUCAAUGUUUAUCUGAAGCUAACCCACCUGCCAACUUUACCUGGAGCAGAGCUGAUGGGUUGUGGCCUAAAUCUGCUGUUGCAGAGGGUGCAACGCUACACUUCUCUAGUAUGACCUCUGACCUGAAUGGCGAGUACCAAUGUGAAGCAUCAAAUCAAUACGGAAGAAAAUACAGCUACCUUUAUUUGCAUGUGCCUUCAGGACACUGCAGUGCUUGUUGGACCCUAUUCAGCAUUUUGCUUUUCCUGAUUGUCUUUGGAGCUGCUGCAGUGUGGUACCGACGUACCAAGUACAGGGGGAGCGAGACAGUCUCAGCAGGACCAAUUGAAGAGAUACGAGAGCUAGCAGAAACAACAUAGAUCUCCUUGACAACCGCAGAGGCAACAAGACGGACAACGGCGGGACUGCAGAUAGUUAACUGGUCAACACUUCCUGUCAGUAGGGGGCAGGAAAAAAAAACGUUAGAUUAAUUAGCUGCGCAGUACUUGGUAGCCUUGUCCGCCUAAAUGAAUUAUAAAUAAACAUAAUAAACUAGUAGGCUAUUUGCAGUAUAUUAAAUUGUUUUUUACCUAAUUAUUUUGCACCCUCUGACAGCGUUGCAUCACGUGCACCUGCGCAAUAUCAUAGCCUAUGAUUUGGGGGGGGUGCGCGAUCGGUGUAAUAAGCGGCAACACAGAGGACGCUUUGCUCUCUCACGCGCUGCAUUUAUAGUCACACAAACACACACACACACGCACGCACGCUGUCACUCUCUGGUGCGCCCUCUUGCUCGUUCACUCCAGAUUCCGGGAGAAUACGCCUCAUUUGCGGGCGUCCGUUAUAUAUUUUUGUAAAAUGCUGCCACACUGCCGAUGUCUUUGACAUGGUAGAGGAGGACUGACUGUAAAUUAAAUGCUCACAAUUAAAUAAAGGCAAAGGCUAUUUGCCCCGUCUUGGUGCAAAUAUCAAUGAAUGCUAUUUGCACCCCAGUACAAUUAGAAGUGAAUGCUAUUUGUACCCUGGUAUCAAAGUGUUUUAUUUGCCCCGUCUUGGUGCAAAUAUCAAUGUAUGCUAUUUGCACCCCAGUACAAUUAGAAGUGGAUGCUAUUUGUACCCUGGUAUCAAAGUGUUUUAUUUGCCCCGUCUUGGUGCAAAUAUCAAUGUAUGCUAUUUGCACCCCAGUACAAUUAGGAGUGCAUGCUGCGGGACUGAGUGUCGGAGGGGAGCGUUUGGAGAUGUGGAAGACUCCCGUAUCCCACCGGGACAGCAGGAUAAAUAUACGUCGCUGUUCUCUUCUGUAUAUCAUAUAAUAAUUUCGGUCCGGUGAGAUCUAUCACUUCCCGGCGUGAAAAAAUGUCAGGUGUGGCGUGUGAGCGUGAGAGCAGCUUGAAAUGCGUGUCUCACGGCCAAUGCCUGAGACUUAAGAGGUCUGAAAUGUAUUUGGUAUCCAUGGCAGCCAUAGACUUAUCUGUCAAGAUCUGAUUUCCAUCAUAUAACAACCUGAAGGUUGUAAAUUCAGAUAUUUUCGGGUUGUAUGCAUUUACUUAACAAAGUUAUGAAAAUGUAGCAGAUUUUUUCCGUUGAAAACAUUAUCAAUAGGCUAAAUAACUGCUGCUGCAAAGACUCGAACCCGAGUCUCCUGCACUAAUUACGGACACGCUGCCCAUUACACCACCCCUUUGGUUCUAUGUUGUGACGUGACAGCUCAAUAUCUUUGCUUACUACGGAAGAUAGAUAUUGGCGACUAAUUAUUUCUAAUUAACAAACUGACGCUUGUAUGCAUUCACUGAGGAAAGAUUAUGAAAAUAUAAUACAACUUUCCCGCCAGAAAUGUCUUUAGAACAAACAUUAGAUAUGAAACCUUUCUAAAUUCGCCCUUUUCUGCUGGCGUGGAAGAUGAAUGUCCGCCAUGUUUUCACGUUGUUAUAUGUCUAGGGUGCAAAUAGCUCAGCUGUGUGGCCGAGGCUAUUUGUACCAGGGGUGCAAAUAGACACUCUGUUAAAUAAAUAUUCAGCAAACCACCAGACCAAGGCCUUCUAGUACUUUCUUCAAUCUGUCUCCAGUGGGUUGGGCAAAUCCAAGGGGGGUGUUCUGAAGACAGACUGUUAACUGUGAAACAGGGGUGCUCUGAAAACACCCCCAUUAGCAAUUAGUGCUUUCCACCUGAUGAAAUUAACACGGCAAAAAAUCGACCAAUCAGAAUUUUGGUCGAGCCAGAACUUAUCGACCAAUAAAUCGACCAGUCGACUGGGAGAUUACAGCCCUACCUGUCAGUAACAUUUAUUGAUAAACUGACAGACCUACAGCAGACCUGUUUAUCUGUUCACCCCCAUUCUGUGUAGAGUAACUUGUGAGUGUGGGUACAGGCCUAUUCAUUAAUUUUAAAAUGUUGGUUUGCUGUAUGCUGUGUUUCUUCAUUUAUUUGUUUUACAACUAGCUGCUGCAUUUCCCACAGUGUAUUAGAAUGGACCAGAUCUUGUUUUAGUGUUUAUUUGAGUUGAUUUAUGUAUGUGAUUUAUCACUUAUCAGCUGUAGUUUCUUGUUUUGAUUGUUGCUUUUUAUAAGACCAACGUCAGGAAAACCCAGUGUGGAACAGAGUUUAUCUUUUUGACGUCAGUGUGAUAACACAUGUGCUGCUUUGAAGUCUAUAAUUAGGAGUUUUUCACUGAAGAAAUCAACCAAAACAGCAUUACAUGAUAUAUCCUUGUUCAUUUAAGGUCAAAAUGACAUUGCACACUCCAAAAAGAAUAUACUAUAAUGUAAAUGUGCAGCAGUUUAUAAUGUAAACUGCUGCACUGUUUCCAUCUGCUGACUGAUCUGAGAAAGACUUGUACUUUAUUUUAUUGUAUUUAUUUUGACUUUCUCUUCAGUCAAUGCCAACAUGGGAGGACUGUAAACAACCUUGCUCAAGCAGAGUUUACAUCAUACUCUUCUGCUACACUAGUACUCAUAGGCAAUAGUGACUUACAUCUACACAAAUAUCUCUAUCAGUCUGAACAGUCGAUACACAUUUGAUUCUUUAAUAUUAUGUUUAUUAAUUAUGUUUUUUUAAUAUUUACAUUUUUAAAUAUAUAUAUUUUUUAUUUUAAUUUACCGUUUUGGUGGCUUCUUUUUCUUUUUCUAACUUUUUUUCUUUUAAACUUUUCCACUGUG